Messenger RNA from Fomitopsis serialis, 3362 nucleotides. RefSeq lists its product as uncharacterized. NCBI's taxonomy places the organism in Eukaryota, Fungi, Basidiomycota, Agaricomycetes, Polyporales, Fomitopsidaceae. The record is from RefSeq and is a predicted model, not a curated record. The transcript has 18 exons. Bases 1 to 3240 code for a protein of 1079 amino acids.
AUGACCACGUCUUUGCGCCUCCUCCCUCCCCACCCUCGUACCCAAGGCCAUUCUUAUGGAUCAUUGACCUUCCCCCAGAUGUUCGACUUUCAUGAACAGCAUUCCGCCGAUCAUCGCCUAUUCGUGUACGCAGGACAGGACGAUACCGUCAAUACGGUCAACUGGAGUCGAGCAAGCGUAGCCAUCCGGAGAGCUGCCAUGUUGGUCAGGGAGCGCAUGUCCGGUAAAUCCCACGCAGCUGCCCAUGAGAUACCGGUAGUUGCGAUACUAUCAGCCUCAGACGCCAUUCCCUAUGCAACAUUAAUGAUGGGCAUCAUGCGUGCUGGCUACACCCCGUUUCCCCUCUCGGCACGCAACUCGGCUGCGGCGGUUGCUCAUUUACUCGCUAAAACCAAUGUUGUGCAUAUCAUCGUGGGGCUUGACCAAGCUAUGCGAGACUUGGCUGCGGAGGCAUGUGAGAUCCUCAAGUCGCAGUACAACUAUUCUACUGCCCCGGAAGUGUCGCCCAUGCCCGCCUUCAAUGACUUCUACGAUGUGGGACUCAAGGGAAACACCGAGCAAAACGUCCCAUAUGAGCACCCAGGGUUGGACAAGAACAUCUUCUACCUCCAUUCUUCAGGUUCCACUGCUUUCCCAAAGCCCAUUCCUUGGACGUACCGCAGGAUGUUGCAAAUCUCUAGAACUGUAUUCUACGGAGAGCGUGAUUUGACCGGCCGCGUGAUGGCUUUGUUCGGAAUGCCAAUGUUCCAUGCGAUGGGCAUCAUGUCCACAGUAUUUGCUUGCGCUUAUGGCCAGGCGAUCGCUGUAGCGGCGCCAACAACCUCUCCAAGUAUUCCAACAAUCGAGAACAUCAUUCAUGGCGCGAUGGCAACCAAGGCGGAUCUAAUCAUGACUGUCCCUUCAGUUGUCGAGGCGUGGUCGCAUAAUCCGGAGUGGGUCAAAUGGCUUGCUACAAUUGACGGAAUCUCGUAUGGUGGUGGCCCGCUCAACAAGGAACGAGGCGAUUAUCUAGUAUCGCAAGGCGUCAGAAUCUUCUGCAACUAUGGAUCUACGGAAACCGGUGUUAUCAGUACAUUCCUGCCAUGUAAGAUCGUGUUUAACCCUGAGACAGGGAUGGAUUGGGAGUACUUCCGCUUCGGGUCCUUCCUGAAUGUCAAGCUCGAUCCUUGUGCCAACAAUGAAUGCGAGGUCAUAAUUGUGGAGAAUGAGCUUUUACGGCCGAACGUAGUCAAUACGAAGGUCAAUGGAGCAGAUGCUUACGCGACUUCCGACCUUGUCGCACCCCAUCCAACUCGGGAGGGCUUGUAUAAGGUUGUGGGCCGCACCGAUGAUCAGAUCAUGCACAGUACCGGUGAGAAGACCAACCCAGGUCCUUUAGAAACAAUGAUGAACCAGAAUCCGCAUGUCCAGGCAUCCGCUAUGUUCGGUCGUGGACGUUUGCAGGCGGGAAUUCUAAUCGACCCCAAGCCCGAGUACGGUUUCGAUCCCUCAGAUGAAACCAGCCUUGCAGCGUUUCGCAACAAGAUCUGGCCGACGACCUUGAAGAUGAAUUCGUACGCCCCCCAGCAUUCGCGCCUGUUCAAGGAGAUGAUAAUUGUCGCGAAACCGGACAAACCGUUCUCUUACACAGCCAAAGGAACUGUGCGUCGCGGAGCUGUGAUCCAACAGUAUGAGGACGAAAUCGACGCACUGUACGAUGUCGUGGACGCAGGCUCCCAGUCCAGCAUUGCACCACCAGUACGUUGGGACAUUGCGACAGCAACCGACUUUGUUCGCAAGAUAGUCACCCAUAUCCUGAAGCAUUGCCCGAAUGACGACGACGACCUCUUCCAGCAUGGCUGCGACAGUCUUCAAGCUACUUACAUACGAAACACGCUGCUACGCACCGUCCGCGAGAGCGCGAAAGUUGAAACCCGCCACGUCACGCAAGGCUUCGUCUACAAUAACCCGAGCAUCAAGCAGCUAGCUGCCUUCAUCACGAAUGUCGCACUCGGUACCUAUCAGUCAGCGGAUGAUGCAACAUCCUCGACGGAGCAUGUCGGUGCCAUGCAUGCGUUGGUAGCGAAGUAUUCCACUGGCUUUCCCGUACACAAAGCGGAUCCCAGUGUCAAACUACACGCCGGUGACAUCGUCCUGGUCACAGGUACGACGGGGAGCUUGGGCUGUCACCUGCUUUCCCAGCUCGCGGCGAGGAAGGAUAUCGAGCACAUCUAUGCUCUGAAUAGGGCCUCGAGGGACCAACAGACGCUGCGCGAGAGGCAGCAGGCGGCGCUGCUCUCCCGCAAGCUCGACGCGAGCAUCCUGGACUCUGAUAAGGUCGUCCUGCUGGAGGGAGACCUAACAAAGGCACACUUCGGGCUGCGCGAGGAAGUGUUUAGGGAACUUCACUGCGCUGUGACACACAUCAUACACAACGCGUGGCGUGUCGACUUCGUGAUCAACCUCAGCUCCUUCGAACCACAGAUACAAGGAGUACGGGCCCUCAUCGAGUUCGCGCUCACCUCUCCCCUGCCUGAGCCGCCAAGGUUCCUCUUCGAGAGUUCCAUGGGCACACUUCACAAUGCACCGUCAGAGGAGACCAUACCUGAGACUGCAGCAGCAGCGGAGUGGUCGGUCGGUACAGGAUAUGCAGAUUCGAAAUGGGUAUCUGAGCAGAUUGUGUUCGCCGCCGGCCAGGAGACCACGUUCAGACCGCUCAUUGCACGGCUUGGCCAGAUAUGCGCCGGCCCUGACGGCGCAUGGAACGCGCAUGAGUGGUACCCGUCUAUUGUGCAGAGUGCACCUACGCUGGCCUGCUUCCCCGAUGACGAAAGGGCAAACCUCGCCACCGCGGCACUCAUCGACUUCCGCAAAUCGUUCAGCCCAACUGGUCUCGUCCAUCUCGUGCACCCGCGUCCGAUCUCGUGGCACGACCUCGCGGUCGCCAUCUCCGCCGAGUUCGCCGUCCCGCUCGUACCCUUUGCAACAUGGUUGGCCAAGCUCGAGGACUAUGCCACGUCCCAGGGAGAGAGCGCUGGCGCUACGAAGCUGCAUGCGCUACACCUACUCCCGAAGUUCCGCGAGAUGCGGCUGCAGACGGACAAGGGGAAGAUGGCGUUGGGCACGGCAGACAUGGAUGUGAGUCGCGCGAAGGAGGCGUCACCGACGUUGGCAGACCCGGGGUUGAGGCAGAUCGGCGUGGAGGACGUCAAGCGAUGGGUGGCCUAUUGGCGUAAGGUUGGGCUUUUCACUCGUGCAUGAGGUGUGUCUGCGUGUACUUGAUACACAUGGAAUCGUAGACCUGCGCUUGCUCCAUCCGAUCUCUAUAUGUCCUGUGCUCAAAUGCAUGUGUCACACCGAAUUAGUAUCGAUUUUAACACCUC